Myripristis murdjan (pinecone soldierfish) is the source of this 777-nucleotide messenger RNA. RefSeq names its product histone H2A-like. The transcript has 2 exons. The record is from RefSeq and is a predicted model, not a curated record. Lineage: Eukaryota; Metazoa; Chordata; Actinopteri; Holocentriformes; Holocentridae. The coding region runs from base 281 to 727 and encodes 148 amino acids. Gene Ontology annotation, cellular component: nucleosome. Gene Ontology annotation, molecular function: protein heterodimerization activity; structural constituent of chromatin; DNA binding.
GUGACGCUGUUUUGCAUCAUCAACAAAUUUGUCUGAUUGGUUUCUAGUCAAGACCCUCCUCCAUUAGCGCAACAGCGGCGAAAUGCCCGGCGAUGAUUGGUCAAAAGUUGUGUGAAAAUGUCCGCCUAAAUUCAAACUAGGCGCGCGCUGCCUGUGUGCUGGCAGCCUCUUUCCUCAUUGGAUGCUGGUAAACCUCCCCGCGCGCUCUCAGUGUAUAUAUAGCCGUGCUUGGCCGGUACAGUUUAUAUUCUUUCAGGCUUAAUUGUGAGACGACUUCAACAUGAGUGGAAGAGGAAAAACCGGCGGCAAGGCUCGUGCUAAGGCAAAGACCCGUUCAUCUCGUGCCGGGCUCCAGUUUCCCGUCGGCCGUGUCCACAGGCUUCUGCGCAAAGGCAACUACGCCGAGCGUGUGGGUGCCGGUGCCCCGGUGUACCUGGCGGCUGUGUUGGAGUAUUUGACGGCUGAGAUCCUCGAGCUGGCCGGCAACGCCGCUCGUGACAACAAGAAGACCCGUAUCAUCCCGCGUCACCUGCAGCUGGCCGUCCGCAACGACGAGGAGCUCAACAAGCUGCUGGGCGGAGUGACCAUCGCUCAGGGCGGCGUGCUGCCCAACAUCCAGGCCGUGCUGCUGCCCAAGAAGACCGACAAGCCGGCCAAGGCCAAGUGCUGCCUCACAGCUUGUACACAGGAAAAUCUAGGAUGUUCCACCGUUACGCUGGCUGCAUAGCUGAGAUCCUGAAGCCUGUCAAGUCAAAUAAACAAGACAAAAAUAAGCAC